GACUUCAUUGAAUAGCUCUACCCGGUCAAGUACCGCUUUCAUAAACAAGGGGUUCAGAGAGCUAGAGAGAAGAGAAAUUCUUUUCCUGACUUUUGGGUUUUAACUGCAGAAAUUUUCUUGGAGCUGAGAGGAUUUUCUCGAGCCUGAAAAAAAGAAAAGGCUGAGAAUAUGGCAGCAAUUGGGGAGGCAUUGAAUGCUGUGGCUGCUCUUACAGUGAUCUUCGCUUUCGUUUAUGUCUACAUUGAUAGUGAUGUCAUAAUUGAGGUUCUCUCUGAGAUACUCGAGUUUUGUACGGUUGCCAUUUUAAUUGUGCUUCUGGUGGUUCUUGUUCUCCGGUCACAGAAGCAUACUCUUCUUCAUUUGGGGCGUGAGUUAUAUCAUGGAUUUCUGAGUAUGCAGUUUCAGAUCAAUUCUGGCAUGAGGGAAUUGUUGAGCCAUAGGCCACGCCAUUCUGGUUGUCAUUGUCAUUGCCAUACCAUAAGGGAAGCAAGUAGUGGUUUGAUGAUCCAAAACCUGAAACAUGAUGUGGUGAAACGAAUCUCUGAUGGGGUUUAUCUAGUAAAUGUCGAGAACAUAGGCGAUGUCAUAUAUAAAGUUACACCACAGCUUGAUUCAGCAAGUAGAGAAUCACACAAUUUGGCAAUUGAAUGCUCUAAUGAGUUCGUGUUGAAGAAUCUUUACCAUUUCAAUCCCAACCAUACCCAAGUUUGCUACGCAAUGGAGUACUAUGAUCAAAAUUUCCAUCAGUGGUUGCAAGAGAAUGCUCUCUUUGAUAGUCAAGGCAAAAAUCUAAAUCCAGAGUUUCUUCAAAUUCUCAGGGAUGUUUUGAGAGGCAUUGAUUAUCUCCAUCAUGUAAAAAGAAGAUGGCAUGGCAAUUUAAGUGUGUUAAAUAUUGUGAUUGUGAAUGGUCGAGCCAAGAUUACGGGAAUGGUAAAUGCUGUCCCAAGGACUAAUCUAGAUGGUUAUUGGGAUGAUUUGGCCAACCUUGUUUCCAUUGUUGAGCGUUGCUUUGGAACCAUACAACAAAACAUUCCAACAGAGCUCAAGUUGUUUCUUAGCUACAUUUCAACACCAAAACCUGGCCGGUUACUGAACAUCGAGAAUCACCCAAUUUUUCUAUCCCAUCUGCAAAGAUUGUGCUACAGGGUGAUUGCUCAUACGUUCUUGUAUUUUGGUAAUCAUACGAGAAAGUCCUUUGCCUUGGCACUAAAUAAAAGUGAGCAUCUCCAUGAAUAUAAAUGGAAGCACAGGGUUGUGACAUUUCGUAAGGUACUCAAUCGCCAUAAGAGCUUGCCAAGAAAACAAAGAAACUCUCAGUAUAAUCAGUCUGCCAUAUCUUUUAUGAGGUUUGGCAGAAAUGUCGUGGCGCACCUUAAGGACAAUUUUAAUCGAAAUGUGGGGAGUGAGAAAUUGAGUGCGAAAGAUGUUGAGGAAGAGCUUAGUGGAUACUGGCCUGAGUUCAUGCCCAUCUUACAUCAAGUUCUUGUUGAACAUGGCCAUCUUAUGGUUGUACAUGAUGCGGUUCUCAAGUGAAACUAUUGGGAAUUUUCUCACAAAUGGAUAUGAGGCAGGUGAUCGAUCGAUGUGUUGCUUUUCAAGCUAUUGUAUAUAUAUAUAUGGAAGAGGUGAUUACUUGGAUGUAUAUACAUACAGAAAACUACUUUUGAACGUUGUGUAUAUAUGUGCUUUUACGUGGGUUUUGCUUGCUUUUGUUUUGUACAUAGAGUGCGUCUCUAAACGACCCCUAGGUUGCUUCCGUGCUGUCGUUUUGGUAACAUCCAAUUUCCUUUGAUUUGUCCGUUGGAACCAAAUUAACUAGCGUGCACGUACGUGCUUUUCUACUGA
Molecule: messenger RNA, 1845 nt
Organism: Alnus glutinosa
Lineage: Eukaryota; Viridiplantae; Streptophyta; Magnoliopsida; Fagales; Betulaceae
Exons: 8
Coding region: 169-1533 (454 amino acids)
Source: RefSeq, a predicted model, not a curated record